AUGUUGAAGGCCGCCCUCGUAAAUCAAGAAUUUUUGGAGACAGCAAAAUUACUUCCAAGUACAUUUAGCAGGAUAUUGGAUGUUGUGAAUAGUGACAACCUUUCACAGGCAAUAGAAUACUAUUGCAAUUUUGUCAGAGAUGCUCACACCGAAAAAGAUCGCCUUCGUGACCUAAAAAGGAAGUGGAAAACGGAUCGUAACCUUUUAACCCUACAACUUGAAACUCGAAAAAUUGAACCGGAUCAGAAUUGCUUUGGUGAAGAAAAUGACCGUGUAGCUGUGGUAUUCUCUUUCUUCUAUAUUGAAUCCGGAAUGCUUACAAGUUGCCUUGGUGCCUAUAGAUUUUCCAUUUCUUGGUCCAGAUUGAUACCGAAUGGUAGAGGACCCGUCAAUCCGAAGGGGCUUAAGUACUACAACAAUCUCAUCAAUGAACUCAUUAUCAAUGGUUUUGUACAGGAUGAGAGUCCUUAUGCAGAAAAUGGAAAAGGGCACAUAUUUUUUCGAAUUCUCCAGGCCUUUGAGGACUAUGGAUCAUCUGCGACAUAUUACAACUUAGAAACCUAUAUGCCGCAUUCUGAAGUGCAGUGA
Molecule: messenger RNA, 588 nt
Organism: Vicia faba (fava bean)
Lineage: Eukaryota; Viridiplantae; Streptophyta; Magnoliopsida; Fabales; Fabaceae
Source: the annotation of a GenBank genome assembly